AUGUCGCGUCCAGCUCGCUCUGUAAAGUCGUUGCUCUCCCUGAAUUCCAGGGGCUCUCCUGUGGCUUCAAGGCCUGUAACAGGUAGGCAGGAGGUGCGGUGUGGGACAAAGUUUUCAGACCACCUGAACGGUGUCUUCUCUGGACUUCAAUUCCCCCCAGAACUCGCUCGUCGUAUACUUACGCAUGCCAAUCAUCAAACAGCUACGAACGGGCAUAACGCAAGUUUAAGCUUCAUCGGAAUGCCACGAUCACGUUCCAGGUCGUGUGGACUAAUUGCCCACAGCUCGGCCCUCACACCCGAGCACGACUUGGAGGACAUCGCCUACCACACCCUUCACACCUAUGCUCUGGGGGAACACGUAGGGUCGAAGUGGGGCCUCGGUCGCCAUUUGCGAUGGGUACCCGCCAUCGCUCCAGAGGUUCGCGAGCAAGUGUCUGAUUCACCUGACCUGCGGAAGGUCGGGCUUUACAAGGUUCAGGGAGACGCGGUAACAGCAGUGGUGGGCGGCAUCUUUUCCCAGUUUGGAGGCUUUGUGGCGCACAGGGUGUUCCAUACACGACUGCUGCUACCUAUGCUGGUGAAGGGAGCACUGCAUGAAGCAUUCCAUCGUGAUGCUCUAUUAGUGUGUGACCGUAUGGGUGGACCGGAGGGGAGACUAGUGAUCAAGUCAUCGUCGACUUUUUCUUAG
Messenger RNA from Laccaria bicolor S238N-H82, 690 nucleotides. RefSeq lists its product as uncharacterized. Gene Ontology annotation, molecular function: ribonuclease III activity; structural constituent of ribosome. The transcript has 3 exons. Gene Ontology annotation, biological process: RNA processing; mitochondrial translation. NCBI's taxonomy places the organism in Eukaryota, Fungi, Basidiomycota, Agaricomycetes, Agaricales, Hydnangiaceae. The record is from RefSeq and is a predicted model, not a curated record. The coding region runs from base 1 to 690 and encodes 229 amino acids. Gene Ontology annotation, cellular component: mitochondrial large ribosomal subunit.